Molecule: messenger RNA, 1162 nt
Organism: Malaya genurostris
Lineage: Eukaryota; Metazoa; Arthropoda; Insecta; Diptera; Culicidae
Gene: Coa7
Product: cytochrome c oxidase assembly factor 7 homolog
Exons: 2
Coding region: 127-924 (265 amino acids)
Cellular component (GO): mitochondrial intermembrane space
Molecular function (GO): protein binding
Source: RefSeq, a predicted model, not a curated record
ACGAGCGUGCAGUACCGACUGACCGACAGACCCAAAGAAAAACAAGUUUUACAUGAGUACAAAUUGUUAAUUUAUAUCUGUCCUUAUCGAAACUGUAAUAACUAAGCGAAUUUUGUGUUCAAGAAAAUGUCUUUCGACUUAAAAAACGAGGCAGAUGUCAAGGAAUAUCUCGAAAAGCUUGGUAUUGAGUAUCGGUUUGGAUGUUAUUCAGAGAAAAAACCAGACGUUUGUCAUCUACUGGGGGAUUAUCUAGAAGGCAUAAAAAAAGAUUUUGAAAAAGCCGCUAAAGUGUACCGGUCGAAUUGUGACGACUAUGGGUACGCCAAGAGCUGCCUUAAGUACGGUAACUAUAGUUUCCUUGGCAAGGGACGAGCCUCAGAAAAGGGUGAUCCGGUAAAAGCCUACACGUACUAUGAGAAAGGUUGUGAGCUAAACGAUCCCGAUGCUUGUCUUCAUUCUGGUUUGCUGCUCGUUUCCAAAUCGAUUCCAAAAGAUAUGAAACGAAAUGUACCGAAAGCAUUCGAAUUUCUCAAAAAGAGCUGUGAAAUGAACAACGGCAAUGCCUGUUUUUAUCUUUCCGGUAUGCACAUUUCAGGAAUUCUGAAAGACGAAUUUAACACCGCCAAGGUCAAAGAGGAAUUAGACCAAAAGAACAAAGCUUUCCCGAAAAGCCCACCAUCAUUACCGCCAGCAGCCUAUGUAGUUGAGCGAGACAUGCAAAAAGCAUUCGAAUUCGCUUACAAAGCAUGCGAAUUACGAAAUAUGUAUGCAUGUGCUAACCUUAGUCAAAUGUACGCCAAAGGAGACGGUAUAGCAAAGGACGAGAAAAAAGCCGAAAAAUAUAAACAGCUAGCGAUGGAAAUGCAGGAUGAGGUAAAGAAGCAACAGCAGCUGAAUUUCCAACAAGGAUUAAAUCCAUCCUAGAUAAGACAUUCCACUAAAGUCGGAAAUAACUGUAUUUUUUUUACAAAUGUAUGAUGGUGAGUAUAGGACAAGGAUUGAGUUCGGUAAAUGAUUAUUCAUCAGUUCUGUAAUUAAUUUAGUCUUGCAUAGAUUUUUUUAAAUUUUUAUUCAAUUUUGUUAUCUGCUGGUUAAAAUUUUUCUUUGGAUAACUGCGAAAAUCAUGUUGAAUAAAAAUGCUUAGAAAUGUGAGACGUUGAAA